This is a messenger RNA of Lutzomyia longipalpis, 1965 nucleotides long. RefSeq names its product ornithine decarboxylase antizyme (gene Oda). Gene Ontology annotation, cellular component: cytoplasm; nucleus. The record is from RefSeq and is a predicted model, not a curated record. The coding region runs from base 1 to 549 and encodes 182 amino acids. Gene Ontology annotation, biological process: positive regulation of protein catabolic process. The transcript is spliced from 3 exons. Gene Ontology annotation, molecular function: ornithine decarboxylase inhibitor activity. NCBI's taxonomy places the organism in Eukaryota, Metazoa, Arthropoda, Insecta, Diptera, Psychodidae.
AUGAGUAGUAGUAGUAGUAGUACUCCUGAUGUACCUACCUCAAGAACCGAUCACGAUAAAGCGUCCUUCUCAACUGAUUGCAAUCGCAAAACAUCUCUUGAUUCAACAAGCUCUUCAGAGUGUUCGGACAUUGAAUACAAUGAUACAAGUUGCUACUAUAAUGAUGACUACAAUGAUAUUUUGAAGAGAAUCUUGAAUAAGCAGCAUCCUGUAAGGAUCUCUCUGAAGCUCUAUGUGACAGAGAAUACUUACAGCAUAUGGGAUACGAUCCUCGAUCGCAGCCGCAGUAUCCUGUAUGUUGCAUUGCCAUCAAUUUUGCUGCCAGCAGCGUCUAAACAAUCAUUCAUCUCUCUUUUGGACUUUGCCGAGGAGAAACUCAAAUGCAACAGCGUGAUCCUCUGCAUGAGGAAAGAUCGCGAGGAUCGUGCCAAUCUUGUGCGAACGUUCCUCUUUCUCGGUUUCCAGCCACUUGCUCCUAAAUCCGAAUUGGCACCACAGGCCACGGAUGAGGGGAACCUCUAUCUUAUCUACAACAUCAAUGAGGAGUAGGAAGGCAGAUGAAUGAGGGUUUGAAAAACCUUUUUAAUUUCAUUUAAUUUAAUAUUAAUAGUUCUGUCGCUGAAAUCUUCUAUUUAACAGCAUCUAUAAACAUUUAAUUUCAUUUUGAAAAACUUUUUUCCUAUUACAUUCACUUAUUCUACACAUAAGAACAUUUAUUUUUAUUUAAUCACAGCGCUUUAAAAAAUAUCAAUGAACUUGUCAAAUUAUUAUCUUUAUGAAUUAUUUUUAUCGUUUUUGUGAUUGAUUUCAAGUCAAAAUUUUGCGUCGUUUUAAGAGAAAAAUUAUUAAGAAAAAAAUAUAAAUCAAAUAUAAUUAUUGAAGUCAUCAUUAUAAAAAAAUAUUAUCCCCUAAAAAACAAAGCAUAACUACACUUAUAUAUUUAAUGAAAAAACAAAAACUUGUAUCAGAAAAAAAUGUAUUUGCGAUUUUUUGUAGUUUUAUGUAGUUGAUGAGAAGGAUGCUCUAUCUAAGGUAUAUUGAGAAAAAAAAAACUUUAAAAAAUGUAAAAAAAAAAUUAUAAAAGGUACCAAAAAUCUAAAAAAAAAUUUAAAAAUCUUUAAAAAGUGGCAAACAAAAAAAAUGAAAUUUACUUGUAGUUUCCAGAAUUCUUAAUUUUCAUUUUAAUCCUUUAAUUUUUUAUUAGUUUUUUUUUGUAUGAGAUCUUUUUUUUUCAAUCACAAUAUAUCAUGAGUUCAAAAAUGUUAAAUAAAAGUUUUAGAUUUAAGAGAAAUAACUAAUAAUGAAGUUUCAAAUUAAAAUAAAACACUACAAAGCAAUUAAAUUGUUCCGUGAUUAAAACUUUUUCUUUUUAUUCUUAUACCUAUUUUAUGUUUCUUUUAUUUUAUUUCAAUCUAUAAUUUAACAAAAAAAAAUUUAUAUUUUUUAAGUAAGACGAAAGGAGGAAUUGGGAGUUGAGUGAUGAUAAUGGAUAAACAUUUUUGCAGAAUCUGAAUGAAAUCGAAAAGUAUUAUUCUUGCAAAACAGAAACAACUGAAACAAAAAAUAAAAGAAACUAAAGGUUCUGCAAAAAAAGGCUAAGAAAAUAUAAAAAUAAUUUUCAUUCCGUUUCAUUCUUUACAAAAAAUAACAAAACACAAGAAAACACAUUUUAUUUCUCAGAAUAUUUAAAAACUCUGCAUAGUUUCUUUUUUAAUGUAGAAAAACAAAAAAAAAGUACCAGAAAAAAUUAAGAAAUAUAUAAAAUGAAAUCUUUCACUUUCACGUUCUUAGACUUAAUUUUAUUAAUGAAGUUUUACAUCUUUUUUUUGGUAAUUAUUGGAUUGGAGAUAAAGAAAUAAAUAAAGAAGUGAAGGAAAUGAAGAAAAUAUUGAAAUAUCGCAAUUAUAUAUGUUCUUAUGUAUAUUCAAAUCGCAAAACAAUAAAGAUUGAUUAGUAUACAAAAAA